This is a messenger RNA of Puccinia triticina, 399 nucleotides long. RefSeq lists its product as uncharacterized. The transcript has a single exon. The coding region runs from base 1 to 399 and encodes 132 amino acids. The record is from RefSeq and is a predicted model, not a curated record. Lineage: Eukaryota; Fungi; Basidiomycota; Pucciniomycetes; Pucciniales; Pucciniaceae.
AUGGCCCCCCUUGCCCCUGUCAGUACCAAGACCCCCUCUUCUAAGAGAAAGGCGGCCAAAAUCGAGCAAGCCGCUGGAGCCCUGUCCCCCACAGCAACCCAUGUGGCGGAAAACUCAGGGGCGGAAGAGAACGCUGGCAAUACCGCGGUGGAGUCGACCGGCGAGGAAGAUAACAAUGAAGAGGGGGAGGAGGAUGAUGCGGAUACCAUCACCGCCCGUCCUGCCAAAAGGAUCAUGUCCCACAUCAUCAGGGACGAAGACUCCAACAUGAGGGAGAAAUCUCCGCCCCAGCAGGAGAAAGAAGACGUCAGGCCCGACGUCAGUCACCUCCAGGAGCCGACCGACUUGUGGUCAAAAGCAAGAGCAGCGCUCUGGCAAAAGACCCCGCUCCAGAUUUGA